AUGUCGCUGCACGAUAUUCUAUCUGGGGAUUUUUACAGCAGUUACAUCAAGCAAGGAAAUAUUUUGAUGCUCUCGGAGGGAAGAAGAGGGAUUGACAAUUAUGUAGGGCACUUGACAAUGUUCCUCGACAAGGAGGCAUAUGAGCGAGCCGGCUUGGUGGGGAAGCCGCAUGGCGUGAAAGGAAAUCGUGGGAUUAAGCCUCGUUGGAGUCACUCAUCCAUGGUCAAGGGAAAGAAGGGCUACGACAGACUGAUCUAUGCCAGCAAAAAUGCCUUCAGUGGGGCUGUGACUUGGCUUUUCUGCAAUAUGACUUCCACAGUGCCUGACCCAGACCCAUUGGCCACCCUCUCCCCAACCAGCUGCACGUCUAACCUAUCCAUCACACAAGACAUCGAUGCUCUCGUACCGAUCCUUACUCCACCAACAGGCACAUCUGAGCAAAUCGCCAGGGAUGAGCUCGAGGACUUCUCAUCCGAACUGUAUGAAUGGCUUGCUCUGGUCAGACUACAGAGUCCUCGCAUCCUACAAGGUGACAGCAUCGACCCGUACCUGUCAUUAUACCGCAUCCCAAAUGGGAGUAAUCCGGCCAAAAUCUGCAAGCUCAGUUGGCGAGGAUUUUUCUCCCCAUCAUGGACCCGUCAGACCUUGAUCGGCCUCUUCACAGUCCUCCCCUCCAAGACGUGGUUCUCUUUCAGUACAACCACCUUUUCAAAAGGCAUUGCCGGGGACAACACUGAGUGUACCUUUCUCCGACCGCCAAAUCGGCUGGGGGAGUAUCUCAUGUGGGAAGUCAGGAGUCAUGAGUGA
Molecule: messenger RNA, 807 nt
Organism: Podospora anserina S mat+
Lineage: Eukaryota; Fungi; Ascomycota; Sordariomycetes; Sordariales; Podosporaceae
Exons: 4
Coding region: 1-807 (268 amino acids)
Biological process (GO): tRNA 5'-leader removal; tRNA 3'-end processing; endonucleolytic cleavage in ITS1 to separate SSU-rRNA from 5.8S rRNA and LSU-rRNA from tricistronic rRNA transcript (SSU-rRNA, 5.8S rRNA, LSU-rRNA)
Cellular component (GO): multimeric ribonuclease P complex; ribonuclease MRP complex
Molecular function (GO): ribonuclease P activity; ribonuclease MRP activity
Source: RefSeq, a predicted model, not a curated record